Molecule: messenger RNA, 8717 nt
Organism: Salvelinus fontinalis (brook trout)
Lineage: Eukaryota; Metazoa; Chordata; Actinopteri; Salmoniformes; Salmonidae
Product: glutamate receptor 4-like
Exons: 13
Biological process (GO): synaptic transmission, glutamatergic; monoatomic ion transport; modulation of chemical synaptic transmission
Cellular component (GO): dendritic spine; postsynaptic membrane; AMPA glutamate receptor complex
Molecular function (GO): AMPA glutamate receptor activity; transmitter-gated monoatomic ion channel activity involved in regulation of postsynaptic membrane potential
Source: RefSeq, a predicted model, not a curated record
AUUGGAAUAAAAUUAUGUGAUCUGAUUGGUGGUUGGUCUCGUCCCUCAGGGUACGCCAUACUGCAGGCCAUCAUGGAGAAGGCGGGCCAGAACAGCUGGCAGGUGAGCGCCAUCUGCGUGGAGAGCUUCGAUGACGCUGCCUACCGUCGCCUCCUGGAGGACCUGGACCGACGGCAGGAGAAGAAGUUUGUCAUCGACCUGGAGGCGGAGAGACUCACCAACAUGCUGGAGCAGAUUGUCAGUGUCGGAAAACAUGUCAAAGGCUACCAUUACAUCAUGGCUAACUUGGGUUUUAAGGACAUCAACCUCGAGCGCUUCAUGCAUGGCGGGGCCAACGUGUCGGGCUUCCAGCUAGUGGACUUCAGCAACCCCAUGGUCAUCAAGCUGAUGCAGCGCUGGAACAAGCUGGAUCAGAGGGAGUACCCGGGCUCCGACAGCCCCCCGAAGUACACAUCGGCUCUGACCUACGAUGGCGUGAUGGUGAUGGCGGAGGCCUUCAGGAACCUGCGUAGGCAGAAAGUGGACAUCUCUCGCAGGGGGAACGCUGGGGACUGUCUGGCCAACCCCGCCGCCCCAUGGAACCAGGGCCUCGACAUGGAGCGCACCCUCAAACAGGUCCGGUUGCAGGGAUUAACAGGUAAUGUCCAGUUUGACCACUAUGGACGCAGGGUCAACUACACCAUGGACGUGUUUGAGCUGAAGAACAACGGACCCAGACGGAUGGGUUACUGGACGGAUUCAGACAAGCUGGUUCUGAUCCAGAAUGAAGCCCUCCUUCCCAAUGAAAUCCUGGAGAACAGAACUGUUGUAGUCACCACUAUCAUGGAGGGUCCCUAUGUCAUGUUGAAGAAGAACUCGGAGUUGUACGAGGGCAACGACCAGUAUGAAGGCUACUGCGUGGACCUGGCCUCGGAGAUCGCCAAACACAUUGGCAUAAAGUACAAGAUUGCUAUCGUGCCCGACGGAAAGUACGGCGCCCGGGACCCGGAGACCAAGAUUUGGAAUGGCAUGGUUGGGGAGCUGGUGUACGGGAAAGCGGAAAUCGCUGUGGCCCCAUUGACAAUCACGCUGGUCCGUGAGGAGGUGAUCGACUUCUCCAAGCCCUUCAUGUCGCUGGGCAUCUCCAUCAUGAUCAAGAAGCCCCAGAAGUCCAAACCUGGGGUUUUCUCCUUCCUGGACCCGCUGGCCUACGAGAUCUGGAUGUGCAUUGUGUUCGCCUACAUCGGCGUAAGCGUGGUGCUCUUCCUGGUCAGCCGUUUCAGCCCGUACGAGUGGCACACCGAGGAGCCCGAAGAGGGUACCGACGGUCCGCCCAGCGACCAGCCCCCCAACGAGUUUGGCAUCUUCAACUCCCUCUGGUUCUCCCUAGGUGCCUUCAUGCAGCAGGGAUGUGACAUCUCCCCGAGGUCUCUGUCGGGGCGUAUUGUGGGUGGUGUGUGGUGGUUCUUCACACUCAUCAUCAUCUCCUCCUACACGGCCAACCUGGCUGCCUUCCUCACAGUAGAGAGGAUGGUGUCGCCUAUAGAGAGUGCUGAGGACCUGGCUAAACAGACAGACAUCGCCUACGGUACCCUAGACUCCGGCUCCACUAAAGAGUUCUUCAGGAGGUCAAAGAUCGCAGUCUACGAGAAGAUGUGGGGCUACAUGAAGUCAGCCGAACCGACUGUGUUUACCAAGAACACACAGGAGGGGGUUGUACGUGUGCGGAAGAGCAAAGGGAAGUACGCUUUCCUAUUGGAGUCAACCAUGAACGAGUACACGGAACAGCGGAAACCCUGCGACACCAUGAAGGUCGGCGGCAACCUGGACUCCAAAGGAUACGGAGUGGCCACUCCCAAGGGUUCACUGUUAAGAACGCCGGUAAACCUAGCCGUGUUGAAACUGAGUGAAUCAGGCGUCUUAGACAAGCUGAAAAACAAAUGGUGGUACGAUAAGGGCGAGUGUGGACCCACGGCCUCAGGAAGUAAGGACAAAUCGUCCCAGGCCCUGUCGUUGAGCAACGUGGCGGGGGUCUUCUAUAUCCUUGUGGGGGGCCUGGGUCUGGCCAUGCUGGUGGCCCUCAUCGAAUUCUGCUACAAGUCCCGGAACGAGGCCAAGCGAAUGAAGCUGACCUUCACGGAGGCCAUGAGGAACAAGGCACGCCUGUCGAUCACAGGCAGUGUGGGGGAGAAUGGGCGCGUCCUGACGCCCGACUGUCCCAAAGCGGUCCACUCGGGCCCCUCACUCCGCCAGAGCUCCGGCCUGGCCUUGGUCUCCUCUGAGCUCCCGUGAAAACCAAAAACCUUCCAAGUGCCUUAAAAACGACCAACCCACAACCACCAUAUACCACAAAGACACAGGACAAACACCACACAAAUCGGACACCACCACCAGUGUGUGGGCAGACAGGGACUAACUAACAUUGUGGAAGUUUUUUUAAAUAGCAGAAAUUGGGACUUUGCAAUUUGAGUAUGUAGUGAAUCUGUGGCCAUUUUGGAUGGAGUUCUGUGGAAAAGUACAAUCUGGAUUUUUACUGUGUGGCCAAGUGAGGGCUAUUUGUAAUCGAGCUGCCAUUUUUGGGUGCAGAGGUGGAGAUUGCAUCUGAGAUGUUCCACUGAAGACCCUGUGCCAACUUAUCAUUGCGAUCACUGGCGAAGGAAGAGCAGGAGGAAUUGAGAGUGAAGUGAAAAUGAAAAAUAAAGGAAGACCAGAAAACUUGAAACAUGUAACUGUGGAUCAGUGGGUUGCUGACUGAAUUGGCAAACUGAAUCACAAUCAAGAUUGUUUUUCAAAUGUGGACAAUUGUUACCAGACGAGAGCAGUGUUCAAAAGACAACUGUCAGACAACAAUCUCACUGAAUAUCAAUAACUGACAUGUGGGGGAGUGUCUCCCGUUGUCAUCAUGGAGAUAAAAACUAUACUUAUUAAUAAACUACAAUAACUCUAUUGAUAAUACAUAUAAGAUAAAUAAACUGUGAAGAUUUAGUAAAUAUGUAUAUUCUGUGAAGACGAAACUAAAGAAAACAGAUGUUCUGUACAUAGAGGAGACUGUAUAACAUGCUUGCUUUUUAAACAGAUGUAAAUAGCUGAUUCAGUAGUGGACAGAGGGCAGUUCUCUUUUUGUAACCAUCUUUAAAUAAAUAAUUCAUCGCAAUAAUGGAUAAGACGACGUUGUUGAAAAAGGAGAGACAUUGAGACAGCGUUUAUUCCUUCAACGUUCAGUUCAGAGCGUCAUGUUCCAUGGGCAUAGUAUCAACUCUGCCCAUCUAGAUACCUGUUCUCUACAUAUUAAUAUAUUCAGCGAUGAAUGUUAAUUAGUCCCAUCCUCAUCCUCUAGCAUCAUCCCCAUCAUCUUGCCCCACCCCAUACUCUAGCCACACCCCACACUGUGCAGUCAUAGACCAGAAGUGGCUGAUAGACCGAAUUUUAUGUUUAGAUGCUUUACUUGCGUCUCCACUAGAACACAAACAAUAAUUUUUGUGUCUUUUGAUCUAUUUUUUUGUAACGAUCAAUUACAUUUAAAAUUACUGUCCGUCUCCUGAUUUUUCAAUGUUUUUUCAAUGUUCGCCUCUGUUGAACGUCUUAUCUGGGUAGAUAUUUUAGACUAUUGUGUAUGGAGAGUAUAAUGCUUUUUUUAAUGUGAAAUGAGAAAUGCAAUUUUUUCCUCAUUGCUAUAUUAUUUCACGGGUCAAAGCUUAUAUAAACAGUAUUUAUUGAGUAAAAAAGAAGAAGAAGAAGAAUAUUUGUGUUAUUGAGCCAUGGUCAAAGCUUUGGACCUCUUGGUCCCUAACACUGUGGAUCCUCACUGUGGAUCCUCAGUAGAAGAAUCUAUGGUCUACUUCCUCUCAUUGAAGUUAUUAGCGUGCAGUGGAGGUUUCAACACAUGGCCAAUGGAAGGGCAAUCUCUAGGCCCGUGGGCAGCAAUAGGACACUGACUUUUACUGUGUCAUCCUUUUGUCUCUUUCAUUUUCAACUUUUUUGCCCCAAAACCUGUUUCUGCUAUUGUUGUUGUCGGACAAAUAUGUGCAAUGUUAUCAAUGUUUUCAAUUGCUGCCUCUGUCUUUUGCCCUUACACACAUUCACAUACACGUCCAAAUACAUGUACUCGUAGUAGUGGUUGUAGCUUGUAUGGCUGCCUGGGUGAACCCCCACUUCAGCCACCCCUGCACUAGCUGUAAUUUUUAUUCAGACAUUUGGAACAACACAAAUAAAUAAUCAUAACAUUUAAACAUAUAUUCAAAAUAAGACUCAUAAGUAUCAAAAAGAAGUAACAAAGACAAAUAGAAACAAAUUUGUGUUGAUUUGGCACUCGAGCAUCAAUAAAUUACCCAUCCCCCAAUACUGUCAACCAAGAGUCAAGACUAAACCAAUUCACCUUGGUGGUAUGCAGACUACAUUACCCAUCCCCCAAUACUGUCAACCAAGAGUCAAGACUAAACCAAUUCACCUUGGUGGUAUGCAGACUGGUUUUGUAUUAUUCUUAACCAUUUCACACAAACCAGAAAAAAAUGACGCAAUAUCUCUGUGGAACUAUAUAUUCACAGUAUUAUGAAUGAAUUGUGGUUUAUUUGGUAGCAUUUCAUAGUGUGACUGAUUUUACUAAUUGCAUUAGUACUGUACAAAGUUAGAGGUGCGCUAUUUGAUAGAUUCCCCCGCUCCCCUUACCCCGGACUUCCAGUGGGGAGAUCUGAGGUCAACCUACCCCCGCCCCCCUCCACAUCUCGUACUUCUGAGUGGGAGACCUUCCCAGGCAGUAGCCUGCCUAGCUCACAAACUAGAACCAGAGCGCCCACUCCGACAAGGUUAAUUGACCCACAGUCCCACACGGUGACAUGAUAUCAUAGACGUGACGUGCAAAUGAGCGAUAGAAAACCGAUCACGCAAAUGUCACCAUUCAGAUUUUUUUGGUGCGGGCGCCCCGUGCCGCCCCCGGCAAGAUGCCACCCUGGGCGACUACCCUAUACCUAAAUCCACCACUGUGUACACAACACGUACAGAGGCUGGUGGGAGGAGGUAUAGGAGGACGGGCUCAUUGUAAUGGCUGAAUGGAAUCAAUGAAACAGUAUCAAACACAUCAAACACAUGGAAACCACAUGAUUGACUCUGUUCCAUUGAUUCAAUUCCAGCCCGUCCUCCUAUAGCUUCUCUCACCAGCCUCUUCUGGUACACACACACACACACACACACACACACACACACACACACACACACACACACACACACACACACACACACACACACACACACACACACACACACACACACACACACACACACACACACACACACACACACACACACACACACACACACACACACACACACACACACACACACCGGAUGGACCUUGUUGCUUUGAAAGAAUAAACCAGCUAAAAUAUUUCAGGCCAUGCGUUUUGGUUCUGCCAUAUGUCUGUAAAAUUAAAAUGGCAUCCUAUUUUGGUUUAAAUUGUACAUCUUUAUUUUGAUCAUUUUUUUGUAAAAAGUUAAUCCAAAGGCUUUGUCACUGUGUUUUUAUUGUGGACGGGUGUGAGAGGGUUCUGUGUUAAUUAAUGAACUUACUUGAGUGUGUUAGUGAGAUAUUUUGUUUUAUAUAACCCACUCACAGGCUGGAAUUCAAUCAAUUGCCUAUUGUCAACUGUUGGGGAGAGUAUUAUAUUUAAAAGGUGUAUUUCUGAAUCCUGAAUGACAUUUUUACAAUAAUAAUGCAAUAUGUUCCAUUUACUUUAACUAAUAUUUGUGUUCAACUGGUAAUAAGAUGCACCCAGUCUAAUGUAAAGGCUUUAUGUAAUUUCUAACCAAUGUUUAAUGAUCACGCUCAUGUCAUGCUUACGUGAGCAUUAUAAGACACUAAAGCUGUCAAAUCCACAAGCAGCUCCCGGCAUUAAACCUAAAGCGGACAUUACCAUUGGUCGCAUAAAGAUAAAUUCCAUGCAGCCUUGAUUACAAGUUCAAACACUGAAAUGUGAGAUGUAAUCUAGACCUCUAUUAGGAUGAUAGAAAUCGUCAUUAUUUUGUUGAAUCAUUUUCAAUUUGAGCGUCAUUAUUUCUAUAUAUCCUUCACUUUCUCAUUCUGAACCUCCAACGUGAGUGGGAUGGGUGUGGCCUCCUGACAAUGAUCAAGAGCAGCUGCUCAGUGAUUUGACAGCUCCAACGCAGUCACACCUCUGACAAUGCCAAAACAUAAGCUAUGUAGGUGUUGACUAUCUCCAGUUAACGCUUGAUCUGAUUGAAUCUAGGCCUUAGGCCCCAUACACACUCAAGUUGUUCAACUGAUAUAAAAUGCAUUUGGCUCAUCAGUUAUACAACGCAUCACUAAAUUAUCUGUUGUAUCAGUUUUGUAUCACAAAAAUAUCAGUUGUAUCACACCUAUUGUGUCAAAUGCAUUGUGAAACCUGAGUGUGUACGGGGCCUGAUAUCCUCCUAACGUAGCAGUGGCUCAGCCUCGGACACUAUGAGUUUACAAUUGGCUCAUUCAUCCCCCUCCUCUCCCCUGUAACUACUCCCCAGGUCGUUGCUGCAAAUGAGAACGUGUUCUCAGUCAACUUACCUGGUAAAAUAACGGUAAAAUAAAAUAAAAAAAUUAAAAAAUGAACCGACCACAAAUAUGACAGAUGGUCCAAGACAAGGUGCUGAAACCAUCAGGUGAAUGCUGCAGUGACCGAACAAAGCCUCAUUUACAUCUACGCAAAAUGGCUACCCUUCAUAGUUGCGACAAAUUAUAGGUUGAGUUCCCCUGCUCAGACGUUGCAUGCAUCAACUAGUGGUUGCCUGACACGUCAUUGACUGUGUUAUUGAUUGACAGAUUCCUAUAGAAUAUGAUGUGAUUAGCUGAUACAUAAAAAAUAUAUAUCCAGGCAUUGUAAAAUGUGUGGCCCAGCAUUGUCCUGGUUAGGGGAGGGUUUGGCCGGGCUAGGCCGUCAUUGUAAAUAAGAAUUUGUUCUUAACUGACUUGCCUAGUUAAAUAAAUACAUACAAAAGAAGAAAUUAAUAAAAAUAUCUGGCCUGGGCAGAGGAACGAGCACACAGACUUUGGGGCUGCACAAAAUGCAAGUAUGCAGAAUGGCCAUUUUGCGUAGCUAAUUGAGUUAUUGUGUUGCAUAUGGUAUAAGACCAACCCUGCUCAUGUUCAGCCUUGACCUUCCACUCCAUAUUCCGGUCAAACCUUGGUCGUGCUCGCACUAAAACACUGUGUACAGCUCUACUAUAGCUACUAGCGAUGUUAACAGGGACGCAGAGCAGGCUGCGGUGGCUGGAGGCAGCUGAGGAACUCAACGUGUGGAGCCAAGGGGACAGGACGUUUGCUGUAAGACAGAAGUGACAACAUACACUACAUGACCAAAAGUAUGUGGACACCUGCUCAUCGAACAUCUCAUUCCAAAAUCAUGGGAAUUUAUAUGGAGUUGGACCCCCUUUGCCUCUACUCUUCUGGGAAGACUUUCCAUUAGAUAUUGGAACAUUGCUGCGGCGAUAUGAUUCGGUCGGGCACUGAUGUUGGGCGAUUAGGCCUAGCUCGCAGUCAGCACUCCAAUUCAUCCCAAAGGUGUUUGAUAGGGUUGAGGUCGGGGCUCUGUGCAGGCCAGUCAAGUUCUUCCACACUGAUCUCAACAAACAAUGCUGAAACAGGAAAACCCAAACUUUCCCCAAACUGUUGCCACAAAGUUGGAAGCACAGAAUCAUCUAGGAUGUCAUUGCAUGCUGUAGCGUUAAGAAUUCCCUUCACUGGAACUAAGGGACCUAGCCCGAACCAUGAAAAACAGCACCAGACCAUUAUUCCUUCUCUACCAAACUUUACAGUUGCCACUAUGCAUUCGGGCAGGUAGCGUUCUCCUGGUAUCCAACAAACCCAGAUUUGUCCGUGGGACUGUCAGUUGGUGAAGCAUGAUUCAUCACUCCAGAGUACGUGUUUCCACAGCUUGAGUCCAAUGGCAGCGAGCUUUACACCAAUCCAGCCAAUGCUUGGCAUCGCUCAUGGUGAUCUUAGGCUUGUGUGUGGCUGCUCGGCCAUGGAAACCCAUUUCAUGAAGCUCCCAAGAACAGACAAUUGCAACCGAGAACAGACAAUGUUUACAUGCUAUGCACUUCAGCACUCGGCGGUCCCGUUCUGUGAGCUUGUGUGGCCUACCACUUCGAAGCUCAGCCGUUGUUGCUCCUAGACAUUUCAAUUUCACAAUAACAGCUCUUACAGUUGACUGGGGCAGCUCUAGCAGGGCAGAGAAAAGGUAGCAUCCUACUGUAUGACGGUGCCACGUUGAAAGUCACUGAGCUCUUCAGUAAGGCCAUUCCACUGCCAAUGUUUGUCUAUGGAGAUUGCAUGGCUGUGUGCUUGAUUUUAUACACCUGUCAGCAACGGGUGUGGCUGAAAUAGCCGAAUCCACUCAUUUGAAGGGUUGUCCACAUACUUUUAUAUAUAGUGUAUGUCAAAAAGGGGAGGCAGCAGGGUUCUGACCUUCAGGGGAAUACAACAUAAGAUCAGCCAAAUCGAGCUGCCCAACCUUGGUCACAUCCUCACUGAGAGUCAACACGAGUAGGGAAAAGGGAGGGAUAUAGGAGGGAUGCUAUAGGCAGACAUUGAUUUGGCAGGGAUGAGUCCUUGGUGUAUAAAAAGGCUGUGACCCCAACCAGGUGUCUGAUAUCAUGUUGUAGCUAGGUAGAUAUUUGUUGAAAUUCAUCAUUAGUUCAUCCUCUUUGUGGAGGAGGACCCCAUAGUAAAGUCAUUAAAUACAAAGUGAACGAGA